Messenger RNA from Microbotryum saponariae, 1667 nucleotides. NCBI's taxonomy places the organism in Eukaryota, Fungi, Basidiomycota, Microbotryomycetes, Microbotryales, Microbotryaceae. The record is from the annotation of a GenBank genome assembly.
AUGGCACCGUCGCACAACUCAAAGUCGAGUGUCUCACGAUGGGCCGUCACCUUGGCCGCACUGACGACCAUCGCGGUUGGCGUCGAGGCGUUCGCGAAUACAUUCCCCAUCGUCGCUUGGGCCGAUAGACCGUAAGUUGGAAGCCAGGCUCGUUCUGAUUCUCUCCUCGGGCGGUGUUGGUCUCAGCAUGGAAUGGCGAGCAAUGGUGGCGGUCUGGGUGAAGGAGUGGUGGCGAGGCCGGUCUUGCUUGGGAAGCGAGCGGCGUCGAUGACGAUGGCCCGAGAUUGGACCGCGAGCGCAACCGAUUGAGCUGCGGGUGGAAAGCAGAGACCUCAACAGGGGCCUGUCCCUCACGAACCACACUACUCCGACUUGUUGGGGUCGAACUGCCAGUACACGCGUCUCGUCAGAACCGAGUCAGGCGGCGGCGAUCUGGCGUUACUCCCUCGCCCGCAAGGACAGCACAAGAAGAGCACUCCACUCAUCGACCUCCUCUCCCCCGUUACAGACACUCCUCCCUAUCAACACUAGCCUCCACCUCCCCAUCAUCGUCUUCCCGCUCCGGGACCCAAGCGAGCUUCUCCUCCUCGGACGCCGCGGCCGACCUAUGUUCGCUGCAAGCGAUCCUGCUCGUCUCCGCACCGGGAUUGCACUACUCGGACCUCCCCCUCCUCCCCACUACACCCACGGGCAUCCGAGCCCGUGUCGACUACUACGCCGAUUCAUCCCUCACGCGCGCCUACGUCCCCCUGGCCAACGGCGUUCUGACGACCCCUGAGCGAGUUGCGCGCACGUUCAUCAAGCAGUGCGGUGCCGUCCUGCAGACGGACGACUACGCGAGCUUUUGGCAGGGAGAUGCGGCGAAAACGUUGAGGAUCGAGACCGUGCAGGGUUUGGACGAGUGGGAGUUGGUUGGCGUCAAGGCCAGGCAAGGGAGACGAGAGCUCCUCAACAAGAUUGGUGCGUUCCACGGUUCGAGUGAUGUUCGGCCCGCAGCUCACCCACUUUACUCGAUUGCCCCACAGACGAAGCCAUCCAAGCUCACCUGCACACCCUUCAAGGACCCUACCUCGUCGUCCUCACCUCGCUCCCCGAAGCCUCAACCCAAGCCCUCGCAUCGAUCACCCCUCUCACCAAACGUCAAGCCCUUGAUCUGGACGACAAAGCCCUCGAAAUCGAAGAAGAAGCUCUUUCUUCCCUGUCCGACCUCGAAGACGCCCUCGACGAAACCCCAGUCCCCUCUUCCACCAUCGGCACCGACGACCCCGACACCUUUGCCGCCCAAGACCGACCCAUCAUCGAAUCCGUCACUGACAAAGCCGCUCAAGCUAUCGACGCCGGGAUCGACUACGUCGCUUCGGCUUUCGCACCUGACCCAACCUCGAUCUUUGAGGUCAAGCCUAAUUCGGGCCUGUUGCAUCGUUAUGUCUUCUUCACGCCCGCUUUGAUCCUUUGUGAGUCCGCGUUGGCCAUCUGUCAUUUUUGGAAAGUUUAAACUGACCCCACCCAACAUUGUUCCUAUUCCCCCAGGCAUCCUCAUCUCUUUCCUCAUCCUCAUCCCCUUAUUGGUCUUCACUUCCCAAGCCUUGACGACCGUUCAGACCGUCUACGGGUUGGAACACAAGAUGACAGGAUCGGUCGGGACCGAUGGUUCAAAGGGGUCGUAG